AUGCUGGAAACCAUCAACUCUCUUCCUGCUGUCUUGCAACCAUGGCUCACCUGGUUAUCUGCCCUCACUCUCGGUCAGAUAUGGAAGAUCCUUUAUAACCCACCUAACAAGGUGAACCUCACUAUCGCUUUUCUGGUGAUUUCAUACAGGCUGCCUUUCUACCUCAAGAGGUAUAGAAUAUGGAGGGAUAGUAAGAAAGUGGUAGACUUCCAUUGGCCAGUACCAAAGGAAGCAGAUAGAGAAUGGAAAGGAACAGUCAUCGACCAUCCAUCUUUGUUCGCUCAUCUGAAAGACUCUACGUUAUUCCCGCCCGAGAGUGGAAAUACGGGUGGGGAAAGGGAACAUAUAACUUGUUAUGAUCCUUCCACGGGACACCACCUCCUCACUCUUCCUCUUCUAUCAGCUUCGGAAGUUUCUGAUCAAAUCACCAAAGCCCAUUCAGCUCAGAAAGGCUGGGCCAAAACUACUUUUGCUCAACGUAUAUCUUUGUUGAGAAGCUUGAAAGCGUGGGUAUUGAGGGAUAUGGAAGAUAUAGUCCGAGUGGCUUGUAGAGAUACGGGUAAAACAGAGGUCGAUGCUGUAUUUGGAGAAAUACUCACUACGCUAUCCAAACUUGAUUGGCUGAUUAAACAUGGUGAGAAGACUAUUUCACCAACGGCCAGACCUGGAAACCUCCUUUUAGCUCAUAAAAUAUCCAAGGUCCACUUUUCUCCCCUCGGUACUGUCCUAGCUCUAGUAUCAUGGAACUACUCCUUCCACAACCUGAUCUCACCGAUCCUCCCUGCGCUCUUCGCUGGAAAUACAAUAGUAGUGAAAUGUUCCGAACAAGUCGCAUGGAGUAGUCUAUGGUUCAUAGGGGGUAUCAAAGCUUGUCUUAGAGCUUGUGGACUGAAUGAAGAUGUCGUUCAGCUGGUUAUUUGUCUGCCAGACGUAGCGGAGACGGUGACCAGGAAUAAGCUGAUCAAACAUAUCACGUUCAUCGGGUCAGAACCUGUUGGAAAGAAGGUUGCCUUAGCCGCUGCUGAGAUCAUGGUACCUACCUGCAUCGAAUUAGGAGGCAAGGAUUGCGCUUUCAUCUUGCCCGAAACGGACCUAGAUUUCUUCUCGAGCACAUGGAUGAGAGGUGCUUUCCAAUCAGCUGGCCAAAAUUGCAUAGGAAUCGAAUUAUUCCUCGUACACCGAUCGCAAUACUGUCGAUUCAUCGAAAUCAUGGAACCUCGAGUCAAAGCGCUUCGACCCGGUAUCGACGUAGGAUCGCUCAUCUCCCAUGCUCCAUUCAACAAAUUGGGAUCUAUCCUUGCUUCAGCUGAGAAGAGUGGAGCGAGGAUCUUGGCAGGUGGGAAACCAUAUGUAUAUCCCACUUACCCCCAGGCAUCAUACUUCGAACCUACCUUAGUGGUAGACGUGAAUAUGGACAUGGACAUUGCGCAAGAAGAGCUAUUCGCACCAGUGAUGACGGUUGUACCGUAUGAUGAUGUUGACGAAGCUAUCGAUUGGCUCAACGAGAGUCGAUAUGGAUUGGGGGCGGGAGUUUAUGGUAAAGAUAAGGGAGAAUGUAGGAGGGUAGCUGAGAGGCUGGAGUGUGGGAUGGGCGUCUUCUACCUCAAUCAGGCUAUGCCUUUUGGAGGUGUCAAAGCUUCAGGACACGGUAGAUUCGGCGGUGAAGAAGGUCUUAGAUCAUUAUGUUCCGUGAAAUCAAUAACGGAAGAUAGGUUCUUUUCGUACAUCAAAACGAGUAUACCUCCUCCUGUUGACUUCCCGAUACCCGAUCCUAAGAAAGCUUGGGGCUUCUUAGUGGGUUUGGUCAAUUUGGCUUAUGCUAGGACACUUUGGGGUAGGGCGAAAGGGUUGGGUGGGUUGUUGAAAGGAUUGACGUGA
Kwoniella botswanensis is the source of this 1878-nucleotide messenger RNA. RefSeq lists its product as uncharacterized. Gene Ontology annotation, molecular function: oxidoreductase activity, acting on the aldehyde or oxo group of donors, NAD or NADP as acceptor. Bases 1 to 1878 code for a protein of 625 amino acids. The record is from RefSeq and is a predicted model, not a curated record. Lineage: Eukaryota; Fungi; Basidiomycota; Tremellomycetes; Tremellales; Cryptococcaceae. The transcript has 13 exons.